Messenger RNA from Osmerus eperlanus (European smelt), 1694 nucleotides. It is a transcript of the gene zdhhc11, whose product is annotated as zinc finger DHHC-type containing 11. Bases 148 to 1317 code for a protein of 389 amino acids. The transcript has 12 exons. The record is from RefSeq and is a predicted model, not a curated record. Gene Ontology annotation, biological process: peptidyl-L-cysteine S-palmitoylation; protein targeting to membrane. Gene Ontology annotation, cellular component: Golgi apparatus; endoplasmic reticulum. Gene Ontology annotation, molecular function: protein-cysteine S-palmitoyltransferase activity. Lineage: Eukaryota; Metazoa; Chordata; Actinopteri; Osmeriformes; Osmeridae.
CAAGAAUGGUAGCUAGCUAAAUGACAAAUGGACUCUUGUGAUGUUACAACUUUCUCCAAGUGGCUGCUUGGGAAACAUCCUGCUUGUGUAACUUCUGUUUAAAGUUGAAGGAACAAACAGGAACAAAAUAAGAGAGCGUGAAAAAAGAUGAACUGCUGUAGACGAAGGCUGAGACGCACAGCUCCUGCAGGCAGCAGGAGCAGGAAUGAACUGGUGCCCGCCAGCGUCCCCAAGGUCAAUGGCUGGUCAUGCCCCCCACACAUUUUCCAGCUGAUUGGCUGGAUGGUAUACAUCUACAUGGUCAUCGUGGGCUUCGGUAUCUACAUACCCCUCCUGCCAUCUCUGUGGAAGCUGGCUGCGUACUCUGUGAUUGCGAUAGCUUUCACUGUUCACCUGAUUGCUCACCUUGCUGCUGUGAGCAUAGACCCAGCGCACACCAAUGUGCGGACCAAAAUAGACUACACCAAAUCAUUGCCUUUCUUUGACAGGAAAAAACAACCUCAUGUUAUCCAUAACCUACACUGCUACCUGUGUGAUGUCCAGGUGGGCCCUGAAGUAAAACACUGUGGCGUUUGUCAUAAGUGUGUUGAGAACUUUGACCACCACUGCAAAUGGCUGAACACCUGUGUGGGUGGAAGAAACUACUGGUACUUCUUUGUGACUUUGCUAUCUGCCACACUGGGUGUGUCUCUGCUUCUUAUGGUCAUCUUGUUCAUAUUCAUCCAGCACUACAUGGACCCUGCCAGCCUCCGGACGGCACCACAGUUCGACACUUUAGUGAAUAACGGAACAUGGCUAGUGUUCUUGCCGCUGGUCGCAAUGGAGACAAGCUCCGUUGCUAUCCUGGUUGUGGCCUUUGUCACCAUCCUGAUCCUUCUCAUCUGUCUGCUGCUUCUUGGCCACCUGCUGGGGUUCCACUUCUACAUCUUGGCCAACAAUAUGAGCACGUAUGACUACAUAAUGAAACAGCGCCAGAAGGAAGCCAGCAAGCGUGACACUGAGGCAGGGAUCUCCAAGCAUUCUAAUAACAAUGGCAAGGGGGACCAGAAUCCAGAGACUUCUGUUGACUGUCAAGCAUCUUUGUCACGCAGCGUGGGUACCUGCAAGUAUGAGGAAAAAAGAGAAAUUGCAAGUCGACUCUCUGAGUCCAUCUGCACUGAGUUGAAGAAUGUUCAGAAAUUGUCGAAUAAGGAGAACAGUAUCUUCUAUGGGACAGAACUACCCAUGAACGACCCACCAGUUUUAAUAGUGAUGGGUGACGUCUCAAGUUUUAAGCUGGCGGGUGGCCAAGGGGGCCAGUGUGUGGAGCAGCCUUGAGGGAAGUCUGUGGAGGGGGUUCCCAUCGUCCAGAACUCCCUGGGGAGCUCCGUAAUGGAGCCCAAGGGAGCUCAUCUGUAGCUGGUCUCAGAUGCACAGCACAGGGACAUGGUUUCUAUGAUACACACCUCUUGGGAAUUAUUCCUGGAAAUCACAGCUCUAUUGAAUUACCACGCACUGGACCACUGUUGACUAUAAUGAUUAUGAUUUAAGACUUUUGGGACUAAAGAUUUGAUACGUAUCGGACACAGAAUUGUUUGGACCUUCCUUGAACUUUGCUGGAAUGAGACAAUGGGAGUUCAGCUCUCAGAAUUUGCACAGGCUUUUUAGGAACAUUUUAGGAACACUUUUUACCAGAAUAAAAUUAUUUUAACAUU